Molecule: messenger RNA, 691 nt
Organism: Sesamum indicum (sesame)
Lineage: Eukaryota; Viridiplantae; Streptophyta; Magnoliopsida; Lamiales; Pedaliaceae
Source: RefSeq, a predicted model, not a curated record
AUGAUGCAACUCAUCUCCAUCCUCCUCUCUUCCAUCCUCUACCAAGCCACUGCCGAAGUAGAUGAUUUUCUGGUCGAACUGAACCAAUCAAAGCCCAUUAAAGAAAAACUCAGCCAUUUUCGUGUAUACCUUCACGAUAUCGUCAGUGGUCGGGUCCCCACAGCAGUACAAGUCGUCAAGCCGCGCACCCCCUAUAGCUUCGGACAGAUUAACAUGAUGGACGACCCACUAACCCUAGGGCCCGAACCGAGCUCCAAACUUGUUGGAAAAGCACAAGGGUUAUACGCAUCGGCCUCUCAAGAAGAGCUUGGUCUAUUAAUGACCAUGAACUUUGUGUUGAUGGCAGGAAAGUAUAACGGUAGCACGAUCACAGUGGUAGGGAGAAAUGCUGCUUUCCAUAAGGUGAGGGAGAUGCCGGUGAUUGGAGGAAGUGGGCUUUUUCGGUUUGCUCGUGGCUACGCUCAGGCCAGAACGCAUACACUUGAUCUUAAGACGGGAGAUGCCACAGUUGAGUAUAAUGUUUAUGUGAUGCAUAUUGAAUAAUUCCUAGUUUUGUUUGUUUGAAUUUUUGCAUAAAAGAAUAACUAUGUGGGCUAGCUACAUUUUUAUGCAAUAUUUUCUUCCUAUAAUUGCUUAUAAUAAAUUUGAAUGAUGGGGCCUCGUUUAUGUUUGUGUAAGGAGAAAUGGACGA